UGUAAUUAAAUGAUUUAUCUCCUAGAGUUGGAGAUUGAGACCCCUGAUAUCAAAAUAAUUAUUGGUUUUCCAGUAUGGAUAUGCCAUCAUAAUGAUGGUGUUAAUUAUUGGCAUGUACUCAACAACUAGAAAGUAGAAGUGCUGUCUGCUUAGAACACUUAAAACACUUAAACAUUGAAGUAAAGAAAUCAAAAUAUGACUUUUAUAUCAAGGACUAUAUUACUGGUUUUGGGUGUACUAUUUGUCAUAUUGCUCAUGAAUAAUCUCCAUAAUGGUAUGGGACAUAUGUCUGGGUAUACUGAUCAUCAAAACUUGGAAAAUGUUCAAGAAUUUUUUAAGAGCUCUGAGAAUCAAAAUGCAUCACCAGAGGAAAUAAUGAGGAUUUAUGGCACCUUUCCAUCAACAGAUCAUCCCUACUACAAAACUCAUAAACUACAUUACAUAUACUUCUCAGCUGACCAUGAUGAUUUACAAAGCAAGUUAAAGCAGGACAAGAAGUCAAUAAAGAAGGGACUUCAUGAGAAGUUGGGCUUGAGACGAGCAGAUGUGAUCUUAGCUGGCAUGUUCAAGGGUGGAACCGGGACCAUAAUGCAAUUUCUAAAUAGUCAUCCUCAAAUUGUACAAUUGGAAUCUCAGGGAUAUUUCUCCCAUCAUGAUCGUUAUAUCCUCAAUAGUUUCCAAGAUCACCUGAAGAUCAAAGGAAAUGGAAGUGUUAGAGAUGAUCAACUUAUUCUUGAACGCUGUACUGGCUGUUUCAUAAGUCAAGCAGCACGAGACAGACUCAAAGUCUUCUACCCGGACAACCAUGUGAAGUUUCUUAUCAUGGUACGAGAUCCAGUAGAUCGUUUAAUAUCAGAAUUUACUCAGAAUUUUUGGAUUACGGGUAAGAAUCUAUCAAUUGAGGAGGCAUACUUCCUCCCCAAUGGAAGCAUAAAUGAAGACCACAUAGCUAUACAGAAGAGUAUAUAUGUGAAGCAUCUGGCUUUAUGGUACACUAUGUUCCCAAGGGAACUGAUUUAUUUAGUAGAUGCUGACAUCUUCACAAGGCAACCAUGGGUAGAACUGAACAAAAUAGAACAAUUUAUUGGAGUUGAACAUUUCUUAAAUGAAGACAAGUUUGUUCCCCAUCCAACUAAAGCCUUUUAUUGCAUUCUAAGAGGUAAUGAAACAGAUGUGAACUGUAUGGGGAAAGCAAAGGGCAGGACACAUCCACAUAUCAAAGAUGAGACAAUACAGAUGUUGAAAGAUUACUUCAAAGUCUUUAAUGAGGAGCUAUUUGCUUUGGCAGGAAAAAGUUUUGCCUGGAGCAGAAAUUACUGAUGAUCUGCACAAAUACAUUGUUAAUGCUAUGCCUGAGCAUGAAUUUCAAUAUUAAUCAGUCUAACCAGUUUUGUUUAGUACAUGCAUGCUUAUAUGUUACAUCCAAAUAAACUAUGUAUCCAAUAGUGGGAUUAAUUUUGAAAACACACGCCAAUAGUUCAUUCAUGGAAUGAAGUGUGAAACUUUUAUUGAAAACUGAUAAACUGCAACACAUUGAUAACACUUAAGAUAUUCUGACAUUUUGAGAACCGAAUCAUCCACUUGAUUGUAAUACUUACAACGCCUUUAAGCACAAUGUCCGUCUCUGUGUCUCCAGCAGGAUAAACUACUCCUGGACAAUCUAUGAGGAAUAUACGUUUCAUCAGGGUAAUGUACUGCCAAACCUGCAAGCAACAAGACAAAUGCCAGCAUGUGGUUGCAAGAACAAAGCAAUUGUUACAUUUGGCAGGACACUUAUUUGUUUAUGUACUUCUUGGUGAUCACAUGCCAAUAGUUCACUCCGAUGAUGAUAUAAUUAAUGGAAUCUUAACAUCAGGCACUUGAUAUAGAAAAAUGUCAUAUGAUGGGGCUAUUUAUGCCAUAUUUCUCGCCACAUUGCAAUUUGUGACAAAAUUAACAUGGCAGAGAUACUAUUUGAUUGACAUGUUAUAAGUACACAUUGAUACUAUAUAUGGUUUAAAAUCUAACAAAACGUACACAGGCAAAUUACAUCGGACCCCGUACAAGCCCGUACGGAGCUUGUAA
Owenia fusiformis is the source of this 2064-nucleotide messenger RNA. The record is from the annotation of a GenBank genome assembly. Lineage: Eukaryota; Metazoa; Annelida; Polychaeta; Sabellida; Oweniidae.